CCCUGGGUCAUUUCUGUCCCUGGGAAGGGGCUCGGUUCGGGGACUUGUCUUUGGCUUCUAGUGAAGAUAUUCAGAGUCGUGGCAGAGAGCAGUCUGCAGCGUCUGGGGCAGGGGUCUCCGAGUCUGUCCCCCACCCUCAGCUCACUCAACAGGAUGGAACUGCAGGAUGCAAAGAUGAAUGGAGCCCUCCCUUCGGAUGCUGUGGACUACCGGCAGGAACGUGAGGGCUUCCUGCCCAGUCGUGGUCCUGCUCCUGGGAGCAAGCCGGUCCAGUUCAUGGAUUUCGAGGGGAAGACGUCAUUUGGAAUGUCAGUGUUCAACCUCAGCAAUGCCAUCAUGGGCAGCGGCAUCCUGGGGCUGGCCUAUGCCAUGGCCCACACGGGAGUCAUCUUCUUCCUGGCCCUGCUGCUGUGCAUUGCGCUUCUGUCGUCCUACUCCAUCCACCUCCUGCUGACCUGUGCUGGUAUUGUAGGCAUCCGAGCCUAUGAGCAGCUGGGACAGAGGGCAUUCGGGCCUGCGGGGAAGGUAGUGGUGGCCGCAGUCAUCUGUCUGCACAAUGUUGGGGCCAUGUCCAGUUACCUGUUCAUCAUCAAAUCUGAGCUCCCCCUGGUUAUCGGCACCUUCCUGUACAUGGACCCCGAGGGGUGAGUGAGCAACACCCCUUGGCUGGCCAGCAGCUCCUUGACUCUGCCUGCGAGGCCCGGUCGGUAUCUUCAGCGCUGUUUGUGCAGCUGACUUCCAGGUGUUCUAGUUUGAGACUGCUGGGCAGGUCACUUGGGUCAGCCUGAUUCCUCUGCGUGACUGUCGCUUUGAUCACAGAAGUCCAGUCGACCGUGUGCUGAUUUUGUGACUUAUUCUGGCUACCUCUGGCUGGAGGCUGACUCUUUACGUCCGAUUUACUCUGCUGCUGACCAUGUGUGUGUGAAUGUACAUAGCCAAUGGACUCAGACUCUGCCUGUGGGUUUGACUCUGUCUGCCGGCCUGGCUGAUUCUCUCGGGCUGGCUUUAUGAUUGACUACAGCUGUGUCCGGUAUACUGUGAUUCCAACCAUAUGUGUCUGACCCUCGAUCACUCUGACUUCCCCUGUCCAGCUGAUUGUUUGAGCUUGAUUCUGGGUUCAUCUGGCUGAAUCUGUCUAGCUGUAGGCGUAUGAUCGCUGACUCCAGCAGUGUGUCUGUGUGCAUAUAGUAUGCUGUGGUACCAACUAUGUAUGACUCACUCUGACUGUAUGUGUCAAGCCAACUCCAUCUCCGUGUUUCAUUUGGUGGCUGUUCUGGUAAAUUCUCUCUGGUGUGUGUGUGUGUGUGUGUGAUCCCUGACUGUGACUAUGUGUCCUCUGUAUUAUGGUUGCAACCAUAUAUGCUGGACUGUUCUGAUUAUGCAUCUGGCUGACUGUGUGUGAGUCUGGAUCUGCUGUGCUGGCUCGGUAUGUGUGGGGGGCAUGUGCACGAUGGGACUCCAGCAGGGCUAUUGUGUAUGUACAAUGUGUUGCAGUGCUUGUGCUCCAGCUGCACAUGUGGAGCUGCCUCUGUGUGUUUCAUGAACAGCUCUGUGUGUCCAGUGGCUAACUCUGCCUCUGGUCCCAUGGGCUUUGCAUGGUGUGUAGAUGUCUCUGGUUUUGUCAGUCUGACUCUGGUCUGUAUGACAUUUUUUUUUUGGAUGGAGUCUCGCUCUGUCGCCCAGGCUGGAGUGCAGUGGCAUGAUCUUGGCUCACUGUAACCUCUGCCUCCCAGG
Piliocolobus tephrosceles (Ugandan red Colobus) is the source of this 1734-nucleotide messenger RNA. Its product is annotated as sodium-coupled neutral amino acid transporter 5-like. Gene Ontology annotation, cellular component: plasma membrane. NCBI's taxonomy places the organism in Eukaryota, Metazoa, Chordata, Mammalia, Primates, Cercopithecidae. The transcript has 7 exons. The record is from RefSeq and is a predicted model, not a curated record. Gene Ontology annotation, molecular function: L-glutamine transmembrane transporter activity; glycine transmembrane transporter activity. Bases 154 to 648 code for a protein of 164 amino acids. Gene Ontology annotation, biological process: L-glutamine transport; L-histidine transmembrane transport; glycine transport.